UGUGAAAUGAAAAACCCGAGUAUCAACAACGUUGCCCCGAACAUGACGAUCAGCGGGGAGGUGAUCUUGAGCGGCCUGUCCGAGGAGAACCCGUUCGCCGAGUACAUGUGGAUGGAGAACGAGGAGGAGUUCAACCGGCAGGUGGAGGAGGAGCUGUGGGAGGAGGACUUCAUAGAGCACUGUUUUCAGGAGAUGCUGGAAGAAGAGCAGUGGGAGUGGUUCAUCCCAUCUAGAGACCUCCCCUCCCUGCAGGAACAGAUCACUCUCCUGGUUCUGGAUGACACAGAUGCAGACUGCAUUGUGGUCCAUAGCAGCCUGAACCCCAAUGCUAAGGAGUUCACUCCAGGGAUCCAGAAACAUGUCAUGUGACCCAGCCCCAGUCCACACUGUGACAUCACCAAUACCAUGUCUGCUGUUUGUUUUCUAGCUGCCACUUAACCGUCAGCCCGUGUUGCCAAAGUUGUGUACUCGCCUCGCAUGUGUUCAGAUUCUCGUUGUGUCAGUUGCUGAAUGUAAAUCAGUUCAGUUGAGCUGGAGAACAAACUGUUUUUCAGUUAAACUCUCGUGUUCUUUUAUUUGCACUUUGAUUUUAUAAGUUUCAUGAUUUUACACUUUGAAAAGGACUGUGUCGGCACAUGGUUCGGUUUCUCUUUGUGACACUGAAGCUUGGUUCUGAUUGUGUUUGGUUUGUGUCUUAUGUGUUUUUCUGUCCCUUUGGUCCCUGCUGACCUCAGAGCAGCUGAUCGUUAUCUCAUGUUUGUUUCGAGGAUUUUCUAAGUGCACAUAAAGUACUGUAUAAAAAGUCAUAUAAUGAGAAAGGUUUUCAAAAAACUCUAUUUUUUCUUAAACUAUUUGAAAAUAAAUGUUGAAAUAAAUAAAUGAAGAAAAGCUUUUGGGCCAUUC
Betta splendens (Siamese fighting fish) is the source of this 903-nucleotide messenger RNA. Its product is annotated as polyadenylate-binding protein-interacting protein 2-like. The record is from RefSeq and is a predicted model, not a curated record. The transcript is spliced from 3 exons. Gene Ontology annotation, molecular function: mRNA regulatory element binding translation repressor activity. Lineage: Eukaryota; Metazoa; Chordata; Actinopteri; Anabantiformes; Osphronemidae. The coding region runs from base 7 to 369 and encodes 120 amino acids. Gene Ontology annotation, biological process: negative regulation of translational initiation. Gene Ontology annotation, cellular component: cytoplasm.